AAUCAGUCAUAAACACACACACAAUGCAAUUGAAUGCAGUGCAGUUAAUAUUGUUUAGAUCCAAGAGUAAAUAUCUGCAGAAUAAACAGAAACAAAAGUCGAUAGACCUGUUUAGGAAUAAGAAUCACCCUGAGUUUAAAAAAUAUGACAUUAUGAGUUUUUGUAAGUAAAGCAGACAUAUUUGAUUUUAAGUCAAAGUUUGAUUAGUAAAUUCUUUAGCUGUUUGUUCUUUCUAAUUUUUUGGGUUUGAGGUCAGGUAGAGCCCUUCAACAACAAAUUCCUUAAGAAGUCUCCAGCUUGUCCAGAAUCCGGCAUAAAGAUUGUUAGCAGGAACUAGCAGAAGAGAUCACAUCACUGUUAGUUUCACUUCCCUGGCUCCCAGUUGAUUCUAGAAUCAAGUUCAAAAUCCUCCUGCUAACCAACAACGCCUUGAAUGGUAUGAACCCAUCCUAUUUUGAAGAUCUCAUAGUGUCUUACUACUCUCACAGUCUGUAGGCCUUGUGUAGGUCUAUGGGGUUCCAUCUGUGUCAAACACUGUUUAUGUCUACUGAAGAAGUUUAUUGAACACACUACACGUUGUGCGUGACCAUAUCGGGGAGCUGCAAUUUCCCAUGAAUCCACUAGAGGGAAGCACUCCUCCGCUGGGUGCAGCUUUGAUAGAACCACACACAGCACCAUAAAGAAUUCCAAAGUUUGCAGUUUCAAACAUCUCAAUAAUCUCAAGCUAUUUGUAUUAUGUUUGCUGAUAUAUUUAACCACAUGAAAGGAUUUCUCAAGUUGGUGUAAGUGUGGAGUGUAAACAGAGGCGCCAGCAACACAACUUACCAAAUGGAGAAACAUCACAACAGAGAAGCAGACACCCAAAGACGCAGAGGCCAAAACAAACACUUUUUGAAAAACAUUUAAAAUUAUGUUUGGCGAAGUUUCUGUUUCCGUUUUGUUCUCUGUUAUUUUCUUGGAAUUGAAAAAUGCCACAACUUCUUUGGACAUCCUCUCAUGAGGCGUUCAUGAAUUUAAUUUAAUUCAAUUUUAUUUUAGAAAUGUAGCGGUUUCCGGACAUCGUGGAAAACAGAAGAAAUGAAUGGAGAAGAGAAGAUCUUUGCGCAGCCACAUUCUUCCCUCGGUUGAGCUGUCUGCUGCGCUGUCCUGCCUUCUAGUUCAAAGUUCUGGCUUGGAGUAACUUGUUGCACCUCUGCAAAAAAAGAUUUCCCGGAAUAUUUGUGUGCGCGCGCUGGCACGGACGCGUGAGUCCAUGAUUUUUUUCAAACGUGCGCUGGAAACAGCUAUGUCUGUGUUUUGGCUGCGCACUGAAACACGCGAGGAGCGCGCACGCAGCAACAAUCUCCCAAAAAUCUUCACUGCAACACAUGAACUUCUCUCUCAUCUCUUGCGCCCCUCUUUCAUUUCCACCUUUCCUCCACCUCUCCUUUAACUUCUCAUUGUCUCUUCAGGCCUCCCGAUCCCCUUUACUCUGCAGAGCAUAAUCACAAUGAUCAAAGACCGGUCCUCCCUGUUAUCCAGAGAAGGGAGGAGAGCUUCUAAACGCUCAAUGGGGGGCAUAACAACCGCUUAGAACAGCAAAGUCUGUCCCUGACCAGUUUGGAAACUGGAAUUUGACGACUCAGAAGCUGUUUCACAGAGUUGUACAGAGUGGAAUGGAACCAAGGUGUCAGAAAGAAAAGACGAGGAUCGCCGCCAGCUGGCCAAAAAGAGGAGCGCCUUCGUAUUUGACCCGCCUGCGUCAACACGAACCGCAGGAAAUCUGUAAAGAAAAAUCUGGCGUCUGACUUAUGUAAAACAUGUUUUUGCCGCUGGGACAUUUCUUUUGUUAAAAGCAUGCAAUUUGUGGAGUCUAAAGUCUUUUCAUGCACAUCCAAGCAGCACAAACAUCAACAAGAGUUGGAAUAAAACAGAGUUUAUGCUGUGGUGCUGGUGAUGCUUCCGCACACGGAAUGGCAGGUUAGGUGGAUGGACCAGAAGCUCCUCUCAGCCAAAGUGAAAAUUAGCGCAGGCUUUAGGACCGCGGGUGGAUCUAUGUGUCAGGAAAACCUCAAGCACCACAAAUACUCAAAAACCUGCUUUGCGCGCCUAAGUUGUUAUUUUGAGCCAUGAUGAUGAUGGAGUCCAGAGGACGCAUGCGUAACAGCAACUACUAGGGUUUGUUUUUCCUCUGUAUUGGAUCAUCCUUGCUGGGUGUCUUCACUUUGGUGAAAUGCAAUCGACUCCCACAUUAGGCCAAAACAAAAAUUUCAAGUGAAAUAUUGAACACGGCGACCUUUCAGCAUGAAGCUCCGCAGAAAGGUUGCAGCUGUCCGCAGGAGGAUGCUCUGCCUCUGGCUUUUGCUCCUGGGGCUUUCUCUGGCAAUGCUGGGGAUGUCCGAUUUUUUAAAUCACAAGGAUCUUCACGCAGCCGACCCUUCCCGCCGUCCCCUCCAGUGGCUCCCCAGUCCACCAGAGCUGGAAGUCAUCGUGGACUCUCUGGACCCUGCUAUGGAGCUUGGCGUCGACACGGCUCCGCUAAAAUCCCUUCAAGAGGACCAGCUGUUGUUCGUGUUCCCCUCCGCGCAGGGCACCUGGACGCAGCAGGAGAGGAAGCGGAGUUACAAGAUGUUCAAGCGCGGAACUUUCAAGGACGCAACCGCGGCAGGACCGCUGGGGUCAGUCCGGGGGCGCACGGGGAGUAUACAGAUGGAGAUGGAACAGGCUUCGGUUCAGAGGCACGGCUUCAACGAAGCGCUCAGCGAGACAAUCUCACUGCAUCGGAGGCCCCCAGAGGCUCGCCAUCCUGAAUGUUUUGGGGAGAAAUACAGCGAAAUAUUGCCUUCUGCCAGCGUUGUCAUCUGUUUCCACGAGGAGCCCUGGUCCACGCUCAUGCGCACUGUCCACAGCGUGCUGGACACCUCUCCCAGACAGUAUCUGCAGGAAGUCCUGCUGGUGGACGACCUAAGCCAGAAUCGUCACCUGAAGGCCAGACUAGGCAGCUAUGUGUCUGGACUUGAUGGGGUUCGUUUGAUUCAUAGCACCAGGCGCCUGGGUGUAGGCGGUUGCCGUACGAUGGCGGCCGCAAAGGCCAAAGGGCAGGUUCUGGUGUUCAUGGAUUCCCACUGUGAGUGCCAUGAGGGUUGGCUGGAGCCUUUGCUGGAAAGAGUUUCACAGGACAGGAGCAGAGUGGUGUCUCCAGUUAUGGACGUAAUAGACUGGAAGACGUUUCAGUAUAAUGCUACCCAGUGGCCUGUGAGGGGAGUUUUUGACUGGAGACUUGACUUCUACUGGGAAUUAAAUCCUCCGCUGCAAGAAAUUCCUCCAGAAGAGGCUGUUUUACCGUUACAGAGCCCAGCUUUGGGAGGCGGAGUUUUGGCCAUUGACAGAAAUUUCUUUCAAAGCGUGGGAGCCUAUGACCCUGGGAUGCUGCUGUGGGGGGCGGAACAAAUCGAGCUGUCAAUCAGGGUGUGGUCCUGUGGAGGAUCCAUGGAAGUGGUGCCCUGUUCCCGUGUGGCCCAUCUCAGUCGACAUCACUUACCCUACAUCUUCCCAGAUCAGGAGAUGCUCAGGAGAAACAAAAUUCGGGUUGCUGACAUUUGGAUGGAUGCCUACAAGAAGAUCUACUACAGGAGGGACACACUUGCUCAUUUAAUCAAACAGUCGGAGAGCCCAAACAUUGCAGAACGGCUGCGGCUAAAGAGAAGUCUGGGUUGUAGGAAUUUUCACUGGUUCCUGUCAACAGUUUACCCACAGCUCUAUGUUCCCCAGGACAAACUGGCUUUGUCCGGCGAGUUGUACAAUGUGGGCACUGGCAACUGUGCAGACUACGCCAGGGAGGAACAACAGCAGGGGGCCGGCAUGAACAUAGCACCGUGCAGCGGGACGGGCAGCCAGCACUGUGAGUUUAACUCUGAGGGGGAAGUUAGAUGGGGGAGCAUGGGGUCCUUGUGCAUGCAUGUUAAAGGAAACAAAGUGGUCCUCUCUCCAUGCUCUGCCCACCAACCAACCAACAGGGGACUCAAGUGGAAAUUCAUAAAGCUGAGCGGACAGCUCGUUCACCAGCAGUCUCAGAUGUGUGUGGAGGCUGUUCAACAAGCAGGCCUGCUGCAGAGCAAAACAGGAGAAGUACAUAAACCCACUGCAGGUGGACUCUACUUGAAACCGUGUACACGUCACCCCAGACAACAGUGGCACUUUGAGCAGUUAGUUGCCCCCAAAGGUAACUGAUAGAGUUUACUAAUAAAGUUAUCAACCAGUUUUAUAAACCAGAAAAAACCAUUGUCAAUCACGUGAAAGGAAAAACUUGAGAUUUGUUCUGUUUGUUGAACUAAAUAUUUUUGCCAUGAUCCUCUAUAUUUACAAUAAAAAUGGUUAAAGAUCUGA
Messenger RNA from Oryzias latipes (Japanese medaka), 4365 nucleotides. Its product is annotated as polypeptide N-acetylgalactosaminyltransferase 15-like. Gene Ontology annotation, molecular function: polypeptide N-acetylgalactosaminyltransferase activity. NCBI's taxonomy places the organism in Eukaryota, Metazoa, Chordata, Actinopteri, Beloniformes, Adrianichthyidae. The record is from RefSeq and is a predicted model, not a curated record. Gene Ontology annotation, biological process: protein O-linked glycosylation. Gene Ontology annotation, cellular component: Golgi apparatus.